Messenger RNA from Ruditapes philippinarum (Manila clam), 1032 nucleotides. RefSeq lists its product as uncharacterized. The transcript has a single exon. NCBI's taxonomy places the organism in Eukaryota, Metazoa, Mollusca, Bivalvia, Venerida, Veneridae. The coding region runs from base 1 to 1032 and encodes 343 amino acids. Gene Ontology annotation, cellular component: Golgi apparatus. Gene Ontology annotation, molecular function: glycosyltransferase activity. The record is from RefSeq and is a predicted model, not a curated record.
AUGCAACGUUUCAGAAAACAGAAUGAGUUUUUACGUAUGGAUAUUCAUAAACUGGUAUUUCUGCUGUUAAUUGUUAGACUACUACUAUGUUGUAUAGACGUCGCCUUGGUAAGGGACCAUAUCAAAUCACAGGCGAACGAGAGGCGGCGAAGCGCCUAUAACAUAUGGACUAUACACUUUGUUCCACCGCGGUUGAUGAAUAUAUCUAAAGCGACUAACGAGUUAAACGAGACACAAGAGAGUCUAAAUGUUGCCAACAGUAUCUCAGAAAAUGAGUUUGACAAAUGGACUAUACUACUUACCAUUAAUGACGAAUAUUUCGAUUUUUUCCAAAACUGGUGGUUGUUCUUUGUACGACUUAACUUACCAGUGAAGGUUUUAGUUAUAGCUGAAGACGGAGAUGUAUUUAGGAAAAUUAUGGCUAAUUAUGCGGCAUAUACUUAUGUUGAGAGAAGUGAGCUUGACAUUGAAGAGGAAACAUACUUUGACAGCAAUGUUCGGAGAAAAAUAGCUUUUUCUAGGAUAUCUCAUAUAAUCCGGUAUCUUAAAAACGGUACCAAUAUCUUAUAUUCGGACAUUGACACUGUUUGGUUGAAGAAUCCGUUUUCAUAUUUCACAGGGGCUUGCGACAUGUGGGUUCAAAUGGAGGAUGAAAACAUAUAUUCCACUGGUUUUCUAGCAAUUUCUAGUAAUGUAAAGACGUGUAACUUCAUGCAGAGAUGGAGGCAUGUGUUGAAAUAUAAAAUACAAGAUGACCGGCCGGUUUUCAACGCCUUGUUGAAAUAUACAGACAUUAGGCCCUGUCCUCUUGACGACGACAAAUUUGCAGCUGGUCCAACAUUUAGACGACUGACGGACGCCCAACGGCAAGAGACCGUGAUCGUCCAUAACACUAACUUCGAACUUGCACAUGUGAUGAAAAGAGAGAGGUUCAAAAUGUGGAAAUUGUGGAAUAACGGUACCGACAAAGACUUGGGGAGUUUAGAUGACCUCAAAAAUGAUAAUCAAGUUAAUGAAACAGUGGUGGGCUAG